Molecule: messenger RNA, 4222 nt
Organism: Cololabis saira (Pacific saury)
Lineage: Eukaryota; Metazoa; Chordata; Actinopteri; Beloniformes; Belonidae
Gene: trim37
Product: tripartite motif containing 37
Exons: 26
Coding region: 251-3121 (956 amino acids)
Biological process (GO): protein autoubiquitination; negative regulation of centriole replication
Cellular component (GO): peroxisome; aggresome
Molecular function (GO): ubiquitin protein ligase binding; tumor necrosis factor receptor binding; zinc ion binding
Source: RefSeq, a predicted model, not a curated record
UGCUCGGCUGCUGCUGCUGCAUCUUCACUGCAGCCGCUCCAUCUCUGCUGUAAACACGACUCUAAUGCACCCGAGCCUCGUUUAUGAACUCUUACAUAUAAAUGUAUCGGUAGCUGAACUCAUGAAGACCCUUUAGUAGGAUGCAGUCCUGUCGAGCGGGUUUAAAUCAGCUGUGACAGACGAAGCCGAGUCUCCGGAGAGACUUCCUGUUGGAUUUGUUGCUGAGGUCAAAAUUUUCAAACUGGACGAAAUGGAUGAACAAAGUGUUGAGAGCAUCGCUGAGGUGUUUCGCUGCUUUAUUUGUAUGGAGAAGCUGAGGGAUGCUCGCCUCUGCCCACACUGCUCCAAACUCUGCUGCUUCAGCUGCAUACGGCGAUGGCUGACGGAGCAGAGGGCCCAGUGUCCACACUGUCGCGCUCCUCUGCAGCUGAGGGAGCUGGUGAACUGUCGCUGGGCUGAGGAGGUCACUCAGCAGCUGGACACUCUGCAGCUCUGCAGCCUCACCAAGCACGAAGACAACGACAAGGACAAAUGUGAGAACCACCACGAGAAGCUGAGUGUUUUCUGCUGGACCUGUAAAAAAUGCAUCUGUCACCAGUGUGCCCUGUGGGGAGGCAUGCAUGGUGGCCACACCUUCAAGCCUUUGGUGGAGAUUUACGAGCAGCAUGUGACCAAGGUGAAGGAGGAGGUGUCCAAGCUGCGCCGCCGCCUCAUGGAGCUUAUCAGUCUGGUGCAGGAAGUGGAGAAGAACGUUGAAGCCGUCAGGGGAGCGAAGGACGAACGAGUCAGAGAGAUCCGGAAUGCUGUGGAAAUGAUGAUCGCUCGUUUGGACAACCAGCUCAAGAACAAGCUCAUCACUCUCAUGGGCCAGAAGACGUCCUUGACCCAGGAGACGGAGCUGCUGGAGUCCCUGCUGCAGGAGGUGGAGCAUCAGCUCCACUCCUGCAGCAAGAGCGAACUCAUCUCAAAGAGCCCAGAGAUCCUGCUCAUGUUCCAGCAGGUCCACCGGAAACCCAUGCAGUCCUUCGUCACCACGCCGGUCCCCCCAGACUUCACCAGCGAGUUGGUUCCGGCGUACGACUCCAGCACAUUUGUUCUGGUCAACUUCAGCACCCUGAGGCAGCGAGCUGACCCAGUCUACAGUCCUCCACUUCAGAUAUCUGGCCUCUGCUGGAGACUCAAAGUUUACCCAGACGGUAAUGGCGUCGUCCGGGGAAACUAUCUCUCUGUGUUCCUGGAACUGUCUGCUGGGCUUCCAGAGACAUCCAAGUACGAGUACCGUGUUGAAAUGGUCCACCAGGCCUCCAGCGACCCGACCAAGAACAUCAUUCGGGAAUUUGCGUCUGACUUUGAGGUCGGGGAGUGCUGGGGCUACAACCGCUUCUUUAGACUGGACCUGUUGGCCAGCGAGGGCUACUUGAACAUGCAGACCGACACCUUGGUCCUCCGCUACCAGGUUCGAUCACCCACAUUCUUCCAGAAGUGCAGAGAUCAAUACUGGUACAUCAGCCAGCUGGAGUCGGCCCAAAGCGGCUACAUUCAGCAGAUCAACAAUCUCAAAGAGAGGCUGGCCAUCGAGUUGUUUCGUCGCCAGACGUCACGCAGCUCCUCGCCCCCGGACCUGAGGCUCGCUGCCGGCACCACAACUUCUGAAAGAGAUCUGCGCUCAGGGAAGAGCAGCAACGACAUCCAGAAUGCUUUGAGCAACACUAAGAAAGGAGGAGAAGAAGAAGAGAUGACACAACAUGAUGACUCCAAUGAGCUGUCAGACGGAGACUUGGAGGUGGACUGCCUGACGGAGGAGGAGGUGAACCCGUUGGACGGCAGCAGCACCUCAGGAAGCUCCACAGCUACGAGCAACACAGAGGAAAACGAUAUAGACGAGGAGACUAUGUCAGGGGAGAAUGAUGUGGAUUUCAUCGGGAACUUGGAGACAGAAGAAGGGGAACUUCCUGACGACCUGGUUGGAGCCACAGGUGGAUCCAGCUCCGGUGUGCGUUCCCUUCACCGCAGUGCUGCUGGCCGCGGCACCGGCUGUAGCGGAGCCGUUGGCGGCGGUGCCGUUGGGCCAGGCAGCAGCAGCUUGCUGGAGAUCGACCCGGUGAUUCUGAUCCAGCUGCUGGACCUGAAGGAGCGCAGCAGCGUGGAAUCUCUGUGGGGGCUCCAGCCGCGGCCCCCGGUCUCUCUACUGCACAGCCAAGCACACGCUCACUCGAGGAAAGAACGGGAGCGCCGGCCGCAGGUGGUGCGACGUUCAGCUCCAGACUCGGGCGUCCUGAUCCGCCUGAAGGCUCAGAUGGCGGAGGUACGCAGCAAGAUGUCUGACGUCAAGAGUCAAGUGCUGGAGGCUCGUGGGUCUGGAGAGCCCAGGCCCGGCCCGUCUGGCGCUUUUGGCAUGGAAGAGAUAUCGUCUCAUCGUGGCGAUUCAGAGAUGUCGGCCUGUUGCAAGUCCAGUGAGCUGGACCUGGUGGCGAGGGCGGCGGCAGCGCGGUCCAGACCCUGCCGCCCUGCCAGGAAGUCGUUGUCCCCAGUGCUGGACAGCAGCUGCUCCAUGGUGGUGAAGAGGAGGAGUCCCGAGGAGAUGGAGAAAGACCUGAGAGGAGGCGACUCUGCUACGGAGCAAAACCUACAUCCUAAAGACGGGCUGGGCGGUGCAGACGGAGCGCUGCAGGCCGACGGCAUCGCGGGUCCCCUCGUGUCUCUGGGCGGCUCGUCGUCGGACCAGUCCUCCAGCUCCAUGCAGCAGUACUUGGUGGAGCAGCAGCUGUACGGGGCCGCGGGAUCCAGAGACGACAUCUUUUCUUUGACAGGAGCGAGCUACGUGACUGCCAGCAAGAGCUGUGGCAGCAGGGCCCUGGGGGCAGCCAUGUUGGAGUGUGAGUCUGAGAGCUCAGGAAACUCCCAUCAGUCCUUGCUGGAGGGAACUUCUUCACAGCCACAGUCAAGCGAAGAUCCUUCAGCGUCCGUUCUGGUGGCAGCGACCAGCAGCGACAGCGACACGGAGGACGAAGCCCUGCAGAGCAGCAACUCUCGUUACGACAACCACACUCCUCCCUGCACAGGGGAGCCGCUUCUGUCUGACGACGUGAGCCUCCCUGCUGACAGGAGGCUGAGCGGUUGAAUCACGCGGAUGAUGAAACCGCUGCAGCGCUGAAGUCUGUGGGCUGAAGGUCUGAAACGAGCUGUAGAGUCCAGACUGAUGUUUUUACUUCAACAUCUGCUUGAACGUCACCGACUGUGAAUACGAGCGUCAGAGACCUUGUACAAUGCAGCCUUUGUACUGUACGACACAUUUCUUAUUUAUUUAAAGGGAGAGUUUUGGAGAUGGAUGAGAAGAUAUUCAUUCAUUGCAGUUAUUCCUCGACACAAUAUUGAUUUGAUAUGGUACAUCUGCUACGAUCUUUUUAUUCUAUUUUUCUUUUUUGUCCGUUAGCAGUUGUGCUGAAAUGACUUUCCAAUGAAAACUGCAUCAGAGGUUUGGAUUAAUACAAUAAAACUGUCAUUAAUUUGGGUGAAUUGACCCUUUUUGAGAGUGAUUUUAUUUCCUUUCUCUUUUUAUUUCUUUCUCCUGAGAACUUGACAGCAAACUUCAUAAAAGACGGUGCAAUUAUGUAACAUGUUUUGUGCAGCGCUGCUGGCUUUUCUUGAUGGAUUUAUCAUUUCACACCUCAGUGAUCCAAACAAACAGAGCAGACACAAAUUAAAGGUUGCUGCGGAACUUUGCACAUCACUUAGGAGAAAACACACAACACAUAUGCUCGUUCAGUAGCUGUAUGGACUUCUCUGCACUUUUGCCAGACUUUAAAAUCUGAAGUGGAGCCAUAUAUUUAACUUUGAAAGCCACUUAAUCUUAACAUGUUGCACACUUGUAAAGUCACGAGUUUACACUGUAAAUAGGCAUACUUGCUUGUGAGGCUUGCUGUGCACUAACCUGACAAAUGUUUUUCACCUCAACGAUCCAUUCCAUCGGUCCGUCACCGUUUAUUAACCUUCCCUUCAGUUUGUGUCAGAAGCUGCAUCGUUUGAAUGUUCCUUAAAUGCACCACGCAUUAUUGUUUGUGUACAUUUUCCUUUUUGUGGAAUAAAUAAAAAUGUUUUAAUGAAGCCUAAAAUAUCGGAUGUUCUCUCUGUGUGCUAUUAUUUAUUUAUAUUGUUUUAUGGCUCAGUUUACCCAGGACUAAAGCAUAAUUCUGGCAUUAUGAUGGAUUUUAUUUGACCUUUU